This is a messenger RNA of Dujonia railenensis, 2649 nucleotides long. The record is from the annotation of a GenBank genome assembly. NCBI's taxonomy places the organism in Eukaryota, Fungi, Ascomycota, Pichiomycetes, Serinales, Debaryomycetaceae.
AUGGAGGACACUAAAGAGAAAAAGAAAAUCAAAAGAUCUAGAAACGGCUGUCAUCGGUGUAAGAAGCAGAAGAUAAAGUGCGAUGAAAAGAAACCAUCUUGUUCGUAUUGUUUAAAGUCCGGUAUAGCAUGCGACUAUUCCAUGAAAUUAACAUGGGGUGGAAGACCCUUCAAGAAUCUUGAUAAAAGACAAACAUUUGCUGAAGAUGAUGCGAAGCCUUCUAAAAGGAAAAGAUCGAUAUCAAAGGGCUCCAAUGUAGGGGUCCUGUUUGUUGUAAAUACUUUUGAUAAAAACCUGAAGGUUACGCAGGAAACUCAUCUUGAUACUACCCCUUUGAAGAAAUCCAAAUCUGAAACUUACAGUGAUAAUGACAAAGACGCUAGUAAUAUGGUAGGAGCUACGGAUAUGAAUCGAUCAAUUUCAAUGCCAGCUAAUAAUCAAAAUCAAAUUAUGUCUUUCAACUCACCCCAGGAGGAAGACUUACUAAAUGCAUUGGGAAACCCGACUUCCACUCAAAAUCAUCAGCAGCACCAUCUACUUGGUCCUCUAAUACAGACUCCAAACACUGGUACUCCAGGUAGUCCCGGAGACAAAUUUUCUUUAAUUGAACACUUUCCUGGAAUUUCCGAUGGAAUUGAAAGCUUGUCUCAUGCACUUGAAAGCAUUGCCAGCGGUGGGAACCAGUUCAACAUUAAAAACUCAGAAAUAUUCAAUAAUUUCGUCCUAUCGAACCUUGAAGAUAAAAAGGAAGAAGAAUCACAACCGAACAUUCAAUCUCAAGUAGGCCAAUCUCCUCUCAGACAAGAAUUUAAAACCAUCGAAUUAAAAGCCGACCCAAAUCAGGCUGUGACUCCUACGAGUUUCACUCCAAUACCUACUACUGGCUGGGAUAAUCUCCAUCUUGAAAACUAUUCAGCAGAUCUUUCUAAAAUUGAACAGAUAAUGCCACACACCAAGGCAAACUUUUUAGAAGAGUUUCUCUCGCCAGCUUCCUCUUCAAUGUUCUCUAGAAAAGUCCCAGCUUCCUCCGUUGAGAGUAGUAAAGAAAGAGAAUCUCCAGAUAAUGGUUCGCAAUUGCAGAAUAUCAACCCUUUGGAUGCUUUGAACAUAAUCCCACCUUCAAUGUCUCCUUUACCUGAGAUUUUGUUGCAGGUGCCUUACUAUCGAGAUUUAUUCCACUUUUGGAUAACCGUUGCCUCUGAUCACUUAGUUCCUGCUCCUUCAACUAUGUACCAUGAAAAUCCUUUUAAAGUUAUCUUACCGAGAAUGGCGAUGGAGUCUCCAUCCAUUUUAACGACUAUUUUGGCGUUUGCAGAAUCUGUCAGAGCGCAAUACGACUUCUCCAUGAAUGAAGCUAAAGUGAUAAUAGACCAACUUUUAGCUAGAUCUUGUACUGAGCUUCUAAAAUUGCUUCAAGACAAAAACAAGGCAACUUCAGAUGCUACAUUGGCAACGGUCUUAUUACUCUCCUGCUUGGAGGUAUUUAGUUGUGGGAACUUUGAUAGACACAGAGCACAUACGCUAGGAGCAAGACAAAUCAUUUUAUCAAGAGGAUUAAAGAUUUCCAAGAACAAGAAGUUCAAGGAGGUUAAGAAUGAACAGGAAAUAAAAUUGGAGGAUGAAAAUGUGAAUCUGAGUUUGAAUAAAGAUUCUGAUUCUGUAACUGAUAAAGCCAAUGAAGUCAAGGACAUUGUAGGCGGAUCUACAUCAUCUAAAGUUGCUGUGACAGAAGACUCAUAUUUCUCACCUGGUUCAACAAUAUCUUCGAUGUAUAACGAUACAUUAGUGGAUGACGAUGAUGAUACAUCUUCAGAAUCUGAUGUCGCUUAUUUCCUUAUGAGAUGGUUUGCCUAUGUUGAUGUCAUUGGGGCGAUAUCAGCAACUAAACACUCAGAAAAUUAUCUUUCACAUAAGCAAGGUGAAGAUUUAUAUCAUAAUAAUAACGGUGAGCAAAUAGAGGGAUACAAAUCGGGACAUAUUGAUCGUUUAUUAGGAUUUGAUCUUAUAUUUUUACCCCUUUUGGCAGAUGUUGCUCUACUCAUUAGACAAACCAAUCAGUAUCUAUUAACGUCAGGCUCAAGGUCGAAUAUGUUACCAGUUUCAUUGAUAUCCAGAGCAUUAGAGACAAAGGAAAGCUUGAGUUCUGCAUUCGCUACAGGAGAAAAUAAAAGACAAGAAAGGUUAGAAAGAGUAAUACGGAAAGCGAAUAUUACAAAGCAACGUUUGGAGGGUCCUCGCUGCGCACCAGCAGAUACAACAAACAUUUUACGUAAGGAUUCUAUCUUGAGGAGUACAAAUAAAAUCUUUUUCAAUAUGGGAUUAUUAAAUUUGUAUAGAAGGGUACUUAUGGUGGAAAGAAAAUCUAGUCUUAUUCAAGAUUUAUGUGAAGAAAUUGGUGACAUAUUACAACUAAGCAUCGAGCCUAAAUCUCCAGCAGAGAUUUGCUCCAUCUUUUGCACAUUUUGUGCUGCUUGUGAAUCUACUAAUAUAUCUAUGCAACAAUUAUUUCACGCAAGGUUCACAACAUUAGCUGAAAUGGGACUCACAAAUGCAAAGAAAAGUUUGGAGAUUAUGGAAAGAUGUUGGGAAACUGGGGCAGAUUGGAUGUAUGUGGCAAAUGAAUUAGACAUUGAUAUUACCUUGCUUUAA